Cladocopium goreaui is the source of this 1451-nucleotide messenger RNA. The record is from the annotation of a GenBank genome assembly. NCBI's taxonomy places the organism in Eukaryota, Dinophyceae, Suessiales, Symbiodiniaceae.
AUGACCAUUUUUCGCAUCCGUGCAGAGGUGGUGGCGGUGGAAGAUCGAUCGCCUUCCAGGACGGUUUCAUUCUUUUAUCAAGGUCCAGAGGCUGAAGCGCAGGCUUUGGCAGAACAUCCACUAGCAGGUGACUUCAGGUUGCUGCGCCAGAGAUAUGGAAAGCGGCCGGUGUACAGGCGAGCUCCACUGCAAACAUGCGGCCCCAGGCCAAGCUUGCCUUCACAGCCUGGACUUUUCCUCUUCUUCGAGCCUCGGUCUGGAUACUGGGUGGUCAGCACCAUCUCACCUCUGGCGGCAAACCACGCGAUAGCGUUCGCUAGACCAGAUGUGCUGGGGCGAUUUGGCCAGGUCCUUGCAAGAAGCGGACCAGCUUGGAGUUCUUUGCUUCCGCAGGAGGCUCCAGCUUGGGAUGCAGCUGAUAGUCAGGUUCCUGGCUUUCAUCACCGUUUGUCAACUUCCAGAGCACCUCCCAGCGCUUUGCUCUCUGAUCAGCUGAUGCCAACGGAAUGGCUUCAACUCAUGGCUUCCGGGACAGAUGCAUCGCCUACAUUCUUGUGUGUGGGUGGCUGUGGAAGCAGGGUGCAGUCACUGAAUGGCUCAUAUGAGCUCCUUCCUGAAUCCAUGUGGGCCUCUAGGCCAGCUUGGAAGAAAAUGCGGCCAGAGGAAGACGAUGAGGAGGAUCACUUUCCGAAGUACAUCUUCUUUUGGCCGGAGACUGGCCAUUGGAUCAUUGGUCCAGAGCUUCAUGUUGCUCAAACUGGACUGGCCAGGAAUGGCCCUGGCCGCUGGGCAGCACAUUCCCCUGAUCAUUGUCCAGGGCGUUGGGCAGCUUUGGAUGGAAGUACUUUCUCUGAAGAUCCCAAGAUAUUCGUUCGUCGUCAGAAAGCCGCCUUCGGAGGCUUGGAUACCUUUGGUCUUUCCAGUGCAAUGUCUCCUUGCCAGAGCCUCGGGCCUCGAGCAAAAGCAUUGCCUUGUUCGCCUCGUGCUUGUAGGAGUGCCAUCUUCCAGUCGGAGGCGACUUCCAGAGCGACAAGUCCCACAGCAGCGCGGAAUUCCCCGCUGCCAAAGAGUGGAGGCGAAGAUCGCCGCUUGUCCAGUCCAAGAAUCUCACCGCGGGAGAUGCAGCUCCAUAAGAUGGGCGGCUCACCAAAAUCGCCAAAAGAGAGUCAUGGGAGCCCGAACUGCACAAGGAUGAGACAGGAUUCUUGCUGUGUUUCACGACCUGAGAAAGAGGCGGGUCACGGAAACGUUCACGGUCAAUGCACCUUCCAACAGCAGAUCACAGCAGUCUGAGCAGGUCCUCGGCCCAAAGGGAACGAAAAAGUGUGGAGUCGUGGCAUGCCAUGGUCGGUGCAUGCCAAGUGCAAUGGGAUUUUUGUGCGUGAAAUUGGACAAGAUUCGCAAGACAUGUGAUGGAAUGCGCAGUGCUCGAUGCUUUUCGCCUCAAAGCU